GAUAAUGUUACCAUACGAUAUUAUUUGUCAAGUUAUUUCUCAGCUACAUGAACUGCACCCGCUCGGUGUUCAUUCAACGAUCCAAGUCAAUCGGGACUGGGCCACCGCCUCCCGCCCUUUCGUAUUCUGCGAGGCAUCCUUCGUGGCAUAUUCUGCAAUUGAUUUACGAAUAUGCGAAGACCGUCUCUCGUUCCUGAUCGAGACGCCACAUGCGAUCCGGCACGUCAAAGAAAUCAAAGUGCAUACCAAGCAACUGCCAUCUCCCGGGUUGCGCAACAGAGACUUUAUCCGCUACGAAGAGUCUUUUGAUGCGUUUUUUUCUCGCCUUGCUGAAGUCCUGUGUGGCGAGUUGGUCGGUAACCAUCUCCAGCACUUCAAAUGGACUGGAGGCAUAGGCAUCCCUGAUGCCAUUUUGCGCUCUCUGGAAGCGCACCAUCCCCUCUGCCAGCUGAACAUCGCCGAUUACGACGGAUACGCCCUGCCUGUUCUCUACAAUCUCUCACACCUGCGCGCGACCGUCCUUACCCUCGACCGUCCCCUCCAUCGCUUCGGCCACAUCAUCUCCUGCUCCCCACACCUCAAUUCUCUUGACCUCACUCUCCAUGCCCAAGAUUCGCACGUUCAGCGCAUCCCCAACCCACCGCCUCUCCUCCAAGACACGACUUGCACUUCCGCGCCCUCUCAAACCCUCUCAUUUCUCCACCUUCGUGGUUUUUACUACGCCGCCGACUGUGCACCCGAGACCGUCGCAUUCCUCUCCCAAUGGCCUAACCUCCGCACUCUACACCUCACCCUCCGCCUGAAAGACGAUUCCUCCUACCUCCUACACGCCCUUGCCGACUCCGGCCCCUCGCUUCCCCCGCUUCGCGCCCUCGCCAUACACAUCGAAUACAUCCCGGACCUCCAAUCUGCCCCUCCGGCAACUCUCGUCGCGCUCCUGCGCGCGCUCCCUGCCGCCCUGCGCCGGCUGCAAUUCACCAUCUCCGACCCCUACGCUCCGGAACUCCUCGAGGCCAUCGGCACGUACCACGGUCCCUCGCUCGAGUAUCUCGAGUUAUUCGUCCGCGCCACACUCAGCACCCCAUUAGUGGAUCAAGCCCACCUCGACGCGCUGCUCGCGCAGUGCCCGCACCUGACGCACCUCGGCCUCGUCAGUGACAACGACCUGCGCUACUGCACCGGCGUCGGCCAAGCUACGGGUGGUCUGCGGAGUAUAUCCUCACUGCAUCUUCGCCCCGGUGGCUGGGUCCCUCGCUUCAGUGGUCAUUUUCCCGGGCACUCGAUAUUCGGGAGCCGCAAGAAUGCCAAAGGCGUGGGGGCAAUCCAUUUGGUCUCGUAUCUUCGCCGUCUCGACGUCGAGUAUGCGGGUCUAAGAGGCUACGUAGAUACCUCGCAUAUCGUGGUCGGAGACGAGCUUGCGGACGACCGCCACCUCUCUGGCGCCCGACGCAUCCUCCUCGAGCGUGUCUUCGGCCGCAUCCAAGCGACCGUUACGGGCGAAUGGGGCAUGCGUAAGGAUGUCAGAAGUCGGGCGCUGUCAAGCUGGGACGUCGAUCCUGACGGGGACUGGAAGUUGAUAACGAGGUGGAUCGAGCGAGAUCCUUAGGGAGUACCGUCCGUCGGUAUUGCGCGUUAACGCAAUCGCUAAACGUUAACGACGCGUUCUUGCCGUAUGUGACAGAUGAAUAGGUAUAAUUCACCGCAACGUGCAGGUAGUGUUUCGGAUUUUUUCAUCAAUAUGUGCAUGUCCUCUGUCAUACUAGAGGCCAAGCUUCCAUGCAAUCAAAAAAGGACUUU
Punctularia strigosozonata HHB-11173 SS5 is the source of this 1797-nucleotide messenger RNA. RefSeq lists its product as uncharacterized. The transcript has 5 exons. NCBI's taxonomy places the organism in Eukaryota, Fungi, Basidiomycota, Agaricomycetes, Corticiales, Punctulariaceae. The record is from RefSeq and is a predicted model, not a curated record. Bases 5 to 1606 code for a protein of 533 amino acids.